Messenger RNA from Alosa sapidissima (American shad), 3081 nucleotides. It is a transcript of the gene ephb2a, whose product is annotated as eph receptor B2a. Lineage: Eukaryota; Metazoa; Chordata; Actinopteri; Clupeiformes; Clupeidae. The transcript has 16 exons. The record is from RefSeq and is a predicted model, not a curated record. The coding region runs from base 32 to 3031 and encodes 999 amino acids. Gene Ontology annotation, biological process: axon guidance; central nervous system projection neuron axonogenesis; protein phosphorylation. Gene Ontology annotation, cellular component: neuron projection; plasma membrane. Gene Ontology annotation, molecular function: transmembrane-ephrin receptor activity; ATP binding; protein binding.
UUCUUCAGAUGGCCCACUGGACGAAUAUCUAAUGAAUGACCGUUUUUUUUAUAUUCACUUUUUAAGAAAUCCACUAGUUAUGGAUAUCUUAUAUUUUUUAUGGAUAUUACCUACUGUAAUGGGUGUCGAAGAGAUUUUAAUGGACUCAACAACAGCCACAGCAGAGUUGGGCUGGACUAUAUACCCGUCGUUAGGGUGGGAGGAGGUGAGCGGCUACGACGAGAACCUGAACACGAUCCGCACCUACCAGGUGUGCAACGUCUUCGACACCCACCAGAACAACUGGGUGCGUACCAAGUUCAUCCUGAGGGGGGGAGCCCAGCGCAUCCACGUGGAGAUCAAGUUCUCUGUGCGCGACUGCAGCAGCAUCCCCAACGUCCCCGGCUCCUGCAAGGAGACGUUCAACCUCUACUACUACGAGGCCGACUCGGACAUCGCCACUAAGGUGUCACCGGCCUGGAUGGAAAACCCCUGGAUCAAGGUGGACACCAUCGCCGCCGACGAGAGCUUCUCGCAGGUGGACCUGGGCGGCCGUGUCAUGAAGAUCAACACGGAGGUGCGCAGCUUUGGCCCCGUCUCGCGCAAGGGCUACUAUCUGGCCUUCCAGGACUAUGGCGCCUGCAUGUCCAUCAUUGCCGUGCGCGUCUUCUACCGCAAGUGCCCGCGCGUGGUUCGCAACGGCGCCGUGUUCCAGGAGACGCUGUCCGGCGCUGAGAGCACCUCGCUGGUGGCGGCCAGGGGCACGUGCAUACCUAACGGAGAGGAAGUGGAUGUGCCCAUCAAGCUCUACUGCAACGGCGACGGCGAGUGGAUGGUGCCUAUUGGCCGCUGCAUGUGCAAGUCGGGCCACGAGUCGGUGGGGAAUGGCACGGUCUGCAAAGCCUGUCCCUUUGGCUCCUUUAAAGCGGCCCAAGGGGACCACUUGUGUCUGAAGUGCCCCAUCAACAGCCGUACCACCACCGAGGGGGCGACCAACUGCGUCUGCCUAAACGGCUACUACCGCACGGACACCGACCCAGUGCAGAUGCCCUGCACCACAAUCCCCUCUGCACCCCAGAACGUGAUCUCUAGUGUCAAUGAGACGUCCCUGCAGCUGGAGUGGGGGUCGCCGCGGGAGACGGGCGGCCGAGACGACGUCGUGUACAACAUCAUUUGCAAGAGUUGCGGCGCCGGGCGCGGGGCCUGCACGCGCUGCGGCGACAACGUCCAGUUCACGCCGCGGCAGCUGGGCCUCACCGAGCCGCGCGUGCACAUCAGCGACCUGCUCGCGCACACGCAGUACACCUUCGAGAUCCAGGCGGUCAACGGCGUGUCCGACCAGAGCGUCUACUCACCACACUUCUCCUCCGUCAACAUCACCACCAAUCAAGCUGCCCCAUCAGCUGUGUCCAUUAUUCAUCAAGUCAGCAGGUCUGUGGACAGCAUAACACUGUCCUGGUCUCAACCUGACCAACCCAACGGGGUUAUCCUCGACUACGAGCUCCAGUACUACGAGAAGAACCUGGCCGAGGUGAACUCCUCCACCAUGAGGAGUCAGACGAACACGGCAGUCAUCCGCGGCCUGAAGUCCGCCACCAUCUACGUGUUUCAGGUGCGGGCCAGGACCGUGGCCGGCUUCGGACGCUUCAGUGGAAAAAUGUACUUCCAGACCAUGACCGAAGAGGAGUACAACACUAGUCUGCAAGAGAAGUUGCCUCUCAUCAUCGGGUCGGCGGCCGCAGGCGUCGUUUUUCUCAUAGCCAUCGUUGUUGUCAUCAUUGUGUGCAAUAGGAGGAGCAGUGACAGGACUGAGUCGGAGUACACAGACAAACUACAGCACUACACCAGUGGCCACAUGUCUCCAGGAAUGAAGAUCUACAUCGACCCGUUUACUUACGAAGACCCCAAUGAGGCAGUGCGCGAGUUUGCCAAAGAGAUCGAGAUGUCCUGUGUGAAGAUUGAGGAGGUCAUUGGUGCAGGUGAGUUUGGAGAGGUGUGCAGCGGGAACCUGAAGCUCCCGGGGAAGAGGGAGAUCCUGGUGGCCAUCAAGACGCUCAAGUCGGGCUACACGGACAAGCAGAGGCGGGACUUCCUGUCGGAGGCGAGCAUCAUGGGCCAGUUUGACCACCCCAACAUCAUCCACCUGGAGGGGGUGGUCACCAAGAGCAACCCUGUGAUGAUCAUCACCGAGUUCAUGGAGAACGGCUCCUUAGACUCCUUCCUCAGGCAAAACGAUGGGCAAUUCACCGUGAUCCAGCUCGUGGGCAUGAUGCGUGGCAUUGCGGCGGGCAUGAAGUACCUGUGCGACAUGAACUACGUGCACCGGGACCUGGCCGCCCGCAACAUCCUGGUCAACAGCAACCUGGUGUGCAAGGUGUCCGACUUCGGACUCUCGCGGUUCCUGGAGGACGACACGUCUGACCCGACCUACACGAGUGCGCUGGGAGGGAAAAUCCCCAUCAGAUGGACAGCCCCCGAGGCCAUCCAGUACAGGAAGUUCACCUCCUCCAGUGAUGUGUGGAGCUACGGCAUCGUCAUGUGGGAAGUGAUGUCAUAUGGAGAGAGGCCUUACUGGGACAUGAGCAAUCAAGAUGUCAUCAAUGCCAUUGAGCAAGACUACAGGUUACCGCCCCCUAUGGACUGUCCCACGGCAUUGCACCAGCUCAUGCUGGACUGCUGGCAGAAGGACCGCAACAACCGGCCCAAGUUCAGCCAGAUCGUCAACACCUUGGACAAGAUGAUUCGUAACCCCAACAGCCUGAAAGCCAUGACUCCACUCUCGUCAGGUGCCCAUCUACCUCUGCUGGACCGCUCCAUGCCAGACUUCUCCAGCUUCAGCACCGUGGAUGAGUGGCUGGACGCCAUCAAGAUGGGCCAGUACAAAGAGAGCUUUGUCAACGCGGACUAUAUCACCUUCGAGGCCGUCUCCCAAAUGACCAUGGAUGACAUCACAAGAAUCGGUGUGACGCUGGCUGGUCACCAGAAGAAGAUCUUCAACAGUGUCCAGAUGAUGCGAGCACAGAUGAACCAGAUCCAGUCAGUGGAAGUCUAAUGCACACACAGACAGACACACACUCACACUCUCUCUCUCUCUCUCUCUCU